UUCAGCAAAGAAUCAAAGGUAGAUCCUCUCGUUACUAAGUUAGACUGUCCUUUUGCUUGAACCAUGACAAAUGACACCACAUUAUCUAGCUAUAGGCAGAUAUAGCUAGAUACCAGAUAAGAGGAGUUUAACUUGGUUGAAAGUUUGUAUUUGUAAGGGAUUGCGGACUAUGAAUUUUGAGCCGUCCCUUGUUGCCUUUGAGAGACGUAAAAGGAUAGGGGAAGGUGGGGCUCACCAAUUACAGCCAAGCAUGCUAGAGGAGAUUUGGGUCUAUCUUGGAUUAGAUAUCUUAGUUGUGGGUGUCGGUUAUUGCUUGCUGCUGUUGCUCAUCCCUUCUUCCUGCUGGAUAACGUCAUAACACAACUUCAUGAUUCUUGUGGGGUUGUGUGACUUAGCCAGAUUGGCUGACUGCCAUUAAUACCCCACCAUCCCACAUGCACUUUCCCUAGCUAUAUGCCUUUAACUCACCCAUCUCUUUUACUUUUCUCUAUUUAUAACCAUCUCCAUGGCACUGGAUAGAAGGAGAAGGAAGAGAGGUUUCAAUAUUUAGAAACCAAAGAUUUCCUUUCUUGGUUUAUUGCAACAAAAAAAAAAAAAAAACACUCAAAAACUCUCUUCCCAAGUUCUAGUUAAACUAGUUUGAGAAGACAUGGAAGUGGCAGUAGAGUUAGAAGAUGAUCUGUUUUUUGCAGACUUAAGCAAGCAAAUCUCUCUGCUAAUCAUGGAUGAUGAUGAUGAGGACCCAGUUGCUAGAUGUCCUUCAGUUUCUUUCCAGUUUCAGACAUUCUCUGGAGCAAAUUAUCCAAUAGGACAAUCUCCAUACCCUCAGGAGCAAAUCUGCAGAAGAGAAAGCAGCAAAGGCACAGGAGUUUUUAUCCCGAGAUCAUCACAGCCAAGAAGGAAGCAUAGGCAAGGAAGAUACAGUUCAUUCAGCACAAAGUCUAACAGGCAGCAUGAUAGCAGUACAAAAAUGGUUUCUCAAGCAUCUUACAAUAAUUCCUUUUACCCAAGGAAAGGCUAAGGAUAAUACACAUCCUUAUCAAGUGUAGAAUUUUAUAAUUUUAUAAUUAUAUAUAUAUCAUGGAUGAUAAUAUGUACAUUAAAAAUAAUUGAAGAGGUUCACAAAAGGGUCUGCCUCCCUAAAUCAUGGAAAAGUAUGGUGAUUGUUAAAUAAUAAGUGUGAUAUAGGAAAAACAUGUACUUGUUCACAGUGUAAUUGAAUUUAUAUAUUAAUUUAUUAAUAUUAGGCUUUUUUUUAUUUUCUUUUCUACUUGUAAUUUUAUUUGGCUAAGGCAAUAUUGCAUAU
Molecule: messenger RNA, 1306 nt
Organism: Durio zibethinus
Lineage: Eukaryota; Viridiplantae; Streptophyta; Magnoliopsida; Malvales; Malvaceae
Source: RefSeq, a predicted model, not a curated record